Molecule: messenger RNA, 1294 nt
Organism: Ectocarpus sp. CCAP 1310/34
Lineage: Eukaryota; Phaeophyceae; Ectocarpales; Ectocarpaceae
Source: the annotation of a GenBank genome assembly
GCCUUGCUAGCGCUCUACAAGACUAUGGCGAGCGGCUUCGGGAAAAACAAGGUCGGGAGGUGCUACUCGAUAUUCUCUGUUUUCGAAACAUGCAUGAACACGGAGCCCGACUCCUCGGUAUGCUACGACUUCCGCAAGCAGUACUUCAACUGCUUACACUUGCCAACCGUUAACACGAUGUCCGAAAAGCAGAUGGAUUUCAUGGAGGAGCGCAAAGACACCCUCGUCCUGGCGUCGAAGGCUCUCCAAUCCGGGGCAAGCGGUAGUGCGCCAGCUAAACCACCGGGAGAAGAAUCAACAUAGCGCCGCCUUACGUCCGACAAUAGUUAUUCGUAGAGUACCUUAAGAGGCGCAGACAUGGCAUCGAGUUUUCAAAGCUCGAUUUUUCUCCGCAAGCAACGGGGGUGCGAAAGAGCCCGAUCGAAGCCCCCUCGACGAGAUGUUCCUACAACCACAAUUUUCGGUGUUGGCAAAAUCUUCAGUGGUCGAGCAAUCGAGCUCUUUGAAAACCGGUCUAGGGGAGGGUGCCAUAUCUCCGCCUCUUCACGGUACUACUGACCAGGAAAGGGGGGGCAGCGGCAGAGGAGGGGGUUGGUGCUUCUUGUCAGGGUUUUUUUAUGGUCCCCUCAGUGGCUCGCCGGAGUGCCAAUGGGGUGCAUGGAUCGAGCGGGAUUUUCGUUCAAUGCGGUGUGUUGAUUCUUCCCACGGCUUUGGGAUGGUCGGCUUACACAGAUCGCAUUGGUUUACGUGAUGAGUGAGCUUUCGUUCAAAGGAUGGAGGCGUGUCUGGCGCUCCGUUUGGGCCUGCGGAGCGCAACUCAUACGGCCAAGAGAUGACCUGCUUUCAGGUAGUUUGAGCACGUCGCAAGCUGGCAAACGUGUUACUUCUACAAAUAGUGGUUGUUUUUUUCCCUUCCGAUGGACGCUUUGAAGACUGUCGUACUGCCGUGUCGAAUGGCUUUCACGUCGCUACUUGUUUAGCUUCUUGCUGAACAACAUCAUCGAUGACGGGAUGAUGCGGACGUUAAAACAUUUCUGUGGAGGUAUGGAGUUCCGGGCUCGUAGGUGUGCUGUUCGAUCGACCGCGUCGCACGUACCGAGCACGGGAUCCAAAUCGCUGUCGGCAUGACGCAGUCGCUCCUAGUCACUCUUGACCAAGCGGUGGUGUGUUGCGAGCUCAGGUGCUGGAUGGCAUAUAUAUGCACACCCAGAUACCGCGCCCCACCGGGUCGAGCCGCGGUUUCGAGGGCACCAAUGAGCCGUCUCACGCCCAGCACGUUGUACCAGCCAUACCC